AGCGCCUGAGAGGUUACAACUGGCCCUCUCAAUCCAGUCGCGCACAGCUACCGUGACCUGCGCCGCUCACACAGGGAGGUACACACAUCUCUCACACAGAUCAGAACAGCGCUCACACCCAGGCACACACGCUUUUACACUCACAGAGGUGGACUUGCACUCGUUUCCACACUCACGGAGAAUCACACAGAGACACAGAGAAUCACACACACAUUGACAGUCUCAGACAUUCAAACACACACAUAUCCAUACUUCUAGAGCACUUCUAGACCUGUGCUCAGGUAUACACAUACACUAGGGCUUGGCUGGCUCUUGCACAACUGUGCUCACAGACCCAGACAAGAUGGAGGAUACCAUGAUGCUUGGAGUGGAGGGGAUCAAAAAGACCAUCCUAUAUGGUGGCAACGGCGAAAUUCCUAAACUCAUCACUGGAACCAAGGUGACGUUUCACUUCCGCACAAUGCUGUGUGAUGACGAGCGCACAGUGAUUGAUGACAGUAAGAAGGUGGGCAUGCCUAUGGAGAUCGUGAUGGGGAACAUGUUCAAGCUGGACGUCUGGGAGACGCUGCUCGCCUCCAUGAGGCUCCAAGAGGUGGCCGAGUUCUGGUGUGACAUCACGCACACUGGCGUGUAUCCCCUCUUGGCCAAGAGCCUUCGGCGCAUCGCUGAGGGCAAAGACCCGGUGGACUGGCAGAUCCACACCUGUGGCAUGGCCAACAUGUUUGCCUACAACUCUCUGGGUUAUGACGACCUGGACGAGCUGCAGAAAGAGCCAAAGCCCCUUUACUUUGUGCUGGAGCUACUCAAGGUGCAGCAGCCGAGUGAGUAUAACCGUGAGACCUGGGCCCUGAAUGAUAAGGAGAGGAUGAAGGCAGUGCCUCUGCUCCACGGCCAGGGCAACAAGUUCUACAAACAGGGACGCUAUGAAGAGGCUGUCAACAAGUACAAGGAGGCCAUAGUCUGCAUCAAAAAUGUACAAACAAAGGAGAAGGCAUGGGACGCACCAUGGAUGAAGCUAGAGAAGAUGGCUAACACGCUCACGCUAAACUACUGCCAGUGUUUACUGCGAACGGAGGAAUACUAUGAGGUCAUUGAGCAUACCAGCGACAUCAUCAACCAACACCCAGGCGUUAUGAAGGCCUUCUACUUGCGGGGCAAGGCACACAUCGAGGUGUGGAACGAGGCUGAGGCCCGGGCGGACCUCGAGCGGGUUCUGGACCUGGAGCCGGGCAUGAAGAAAGCCGUGACGAAGGACCUGGGAGUGCUGAGCAUGAGGAUGGAGGAGAAGAAUGAAGAGGAUCGCAAAAAGUACAAGGGCAUGUUCUGAACCACC
Clupea harengus (Atlantic herring) is the source of this 1333-nucleotide messenger RNA. It is a transcript of the gene aipl1, whose product is annotated as AIP like 1 HSP90 co-chaperone. The record is from RefSeq and is a predicted model, not a curated record. Gene Ontology annotation, molecular function: protein binding; peptidyl-prolyl cis-trans isomerase activity. Lineage: Eukaryota; Metazoa; Chordata; Actinopteri; Clupeiformes; Clupeidae.